UAGAUACUGAGCAACUAGUGCACUUUAAAGAAGCUGAAUUCACUAAUGUGAAAGGAUGUCUAGAUAUCUUUGGGCAUGUAUCGUAUCACUGGUCAGUCAAUGGUCAAUGUCAUUAUAAAGCAUUACCCUGUUUGAACAUGGCAAACCAAAUGGCUAUAUUCACGGGUUAGCAAAGCUAGUUUAAAUGUUGGAAGUCUGCUUUUUUUCCUUUUAGGAAAAUGGUCAUCAGCUGGGGCCUAGGACGGAUUUAAAGCUCUAAAACCUCCACAUGUACAAGAUGACGGUGUGGUGCCAAGUAGGAAGUGAAAGUAUGGGGUUGUUGUUGCUGUGGAAAAAGAAGAUUGUGCAAGUGUUUUCUUUUUUUUGGAAGUUUAGACGUAUACCACAUUGCGCAAGAGAGGGCUUUAUAAGAGCAUGACACAGAUCAGCUGUUAAAGGCCUCUGACCAAAGGUAUGCUGCAAACUUCUGUGGGAACUAAGCCAUUUUACAGUCAAGAUGGUGGAUGUCAAUUUUGACUUAUCGAGUGAUUACCCGGAUUACAAUUACACGGCAGAUAACCAGACCUAUGAAGAGGUACACACAGCUCACAGACAGCGCCCAAUUUGUUCUGGAGAAGUAUUCUGCAUGCUUUUGCUGGUCUUCAAUGCGCUCAUUUUCGUGCUGGGGGUUGUGGGAAAUGGUGUGGUCAUCUGGAUUGCUGGAUUUAAGAUGAAGAAGUCGGUCAACACCACCUGGUACCUAAGUCUGGCCUUGUCCGACUUCAUAUACUGUGCCAGUCUGCCCUUCAACACCAUCUACAUGGCUACCUUGGACUGGACUUUUGGCCUUUUCAUGUGCAAGUUCACAUCCUUCGUCAUGUUCCUCAACAUGUUCAGCAGCAUCUUCGUCCUUGUGGUCAUCAGCAUGGAUCGCUGUGUGUCGGUCAUGUUUCCUGUGUGGGCGCAGAACCAGCGCACCAUAAGCAAGGCUUCCGUUAUGGUCAUUCUCUCAUGGAUUGUCUCUGCGGCCCUGAGCAUUCCAUCAGUCGUUUACCGUGACGUUCAGCAGCACCUCGGCACAAGCCGGUGCCUCAAUAACUAUACCACGAGCCAGUACAGUCACGCGACUAUUGCCAUGAGUCGGUUCAUUCUUGGGUUCGUCAUCCCGUUCCUGAUCAUAAUCAUCUGCUACUCCAUCAUCAUCGUCAAGCUGAGGAGCAAUCAGAUGGCCAAGUCCACCAAGCCAUUCAAGGUCAUGACGGCGCUCAUCGUGGCCUUCUUCAUGUGUUGGAUGCCAUAUCACACAUUCGUACUCAUCGAGUUGAACCAAAGCCUCUCUAACACUUUCCUCACCCUAGGACUCCAAAUCGGCUCCUCGACUGCCUCAGCCAACAGUUUCCUCAACCCCAUUCUUUACGUAUUCAUGGGCAACGACUUCAGGCGGAAGUUCAAGAGUUCUAUCCUAUCAAAGAUUGAGAAUGCAAUGGGUGAAGAAGGACGCACACUGAGCCGCUAUCUGUCCCGCUCUAGCUCUAUGGAUGCCAGAGCUUCCACUCAUAUCUGACACUUUGACUUGAUGUCAUAAUGUGAUAUAAACUCACAGUCUAACAAACUUGUACAUAUUGGCAAUAUGUGUUGUUCUAGUAACAAAUUACUUUAAUUUACCAAAGUCUUCAGGCGACUACUAGCUGAUAACAUGUUAAUGAGGCAUUAAUGAUGUGCUAAAAAUACAUUAACAUAUUGUCGCUGUCCAAAGAAUACCAUAUAUCUCCAUUUUUGACUAUUUUUAGUUUUCUAAAUCAUUUCAACUCACCAGGUCUCCUUUGCAUUCUGUACAAAUUUCAUGAUGAUUGGACCAAUAGACAUGCUCUGAAAUCAUUUGGAAUAAAUAACGUUUACAUUGACUUAUAUAGGAAGGUGAGAGAGUUUAUGCCUUCUCCUGUAAAGUUUUCCAUUUUCUUUGGACAACAACGAUAUUUUCCUAGGUUGACCCUAGAAACCAUCCAGCGUUCCAGGACAAAGCCCAGCUGCGAUGCAUUGUACGUUGCUAUGGUAGAAUCUGUGAUUGUAUUCGUCUUGUUCAAGUGCAACUUUGAAAUGACUUUGAAAUACCUUUGGCAAGACUGGACAGAGCCCACAGGAGACUUGUGGAUAGGUCAAAACUAACACAAGCAACAGUGAAGUGGAAAGCUCCAGUUCCCUUCGAGAGAAUCCACAAGCUUUAUGAAAAAGAGCAAGAAGCUGUAUUCAUAGAGGAUUUGAAACCAUGUACGACUGUAUAUAUCGAAUAUACCCAACCUUUUUUUCAGGUGGGGGGGGGUUAAAGUGUGCUGUUUGUUGUGGCAAGAAAGACAAACAAUAAGCAAUAUAAUGAAGGCAGGCAGGGUUCAAUUUAUUUAAAAAAGCAUUUUGUAGCAAACGUCUUAAAAAUGGAAAAAAAAGAUGAAUACAUUCACCAACUGUUCAUUGUGUAAUGGAAGUGAUGUUUACAUUCACAAGAUAAAAAUACUGUUACUGAAUCAUUGAAAGGAAUUCUGAUUAACCUUAUUUAGCUCGCUCAUGUAGCUGUAACAAAAUAUACUGCUUUUUAAACAGAAAAAAAUCCUCCUUUUGGUUCAAAUCUGAACGAUUAAUCUAUGAUUAAUCGGUUAUCUCCACAAGAAAUGUGAAUAAAGACGAUUCAUUCUUUCAA
Messenger RNA from Pygocentrus nattereri (red-bellied piranha), 2671 nucleotides. RefSeq names its product chemokine-like receptor 1. The record is from RefSeq and is a predicted model, not a curated record. Bases 497 to 1543 code for a protein of 348 amino acids. Gene Ontology annotation, molecular function: complement receptor activity; G protein-coupled receptor activity. Gene Ontology annotation, cellular component: plasma membrane. Gene Ontology annotation, biological process: positive regulation of cytosolic calcium ion concentration; phospholipase C-activating G protein-coupled receptor signaling pathway; chemotaxis. Lineage: Eukaryota; Metazoa; Chordata; Actinopteri; Characiformes; Serrasalmidae. The transcript has 2 exons.